This is a messenger RNA of Dioszegia hungarica, 399 nucleotides long. RefSeq lists its product as uncharacterized. NCBI's taxonomy places the organism in Eukaryota, Fungi, Basidiomycota, Tremellomycetes, Tremellales, Bulleribasidiaceae. Bases 1 to 399 code for a protein of 132 amino acids. The transcript has 2 exons. The record is from RefSeq and is a predicted model, not a curated record.
AUGCUCCCAAUGAAGCACCUCAUUCGCCUUUCACUGCUUCUCGCCGGCAGCAUAUUCGCUCGAGCAGCGGGAGAUCACAAGGUCCACAUCAUGUUCGGUCCGAACGUCCAGAUGCUGGUUCCGGGCCCUCAGGGGGUACGAGAUGUCAUUGGGCCAGACCUCCAUACGCAUCUGGCGGAUGAUCAGUGGCCGGGGGUGAGCUUCGAGCCGCAUUUCCCUUAUCUAGCCAAACCAGGGGGGAGGGAGAUCAAAUAUGCUUGCAAUAUAACACGCGUGGACAACAAGCCCCUGCUGGACGAUCGGGUCUUCGUAAUACAGGGUGCCUAUCCGUUGAUGCCACAGAGCACGACCCCGAAUGGUCCCUUGGUGAUGACCUGCGUGGACAGGACAGCAUACUGA